Liolophura sinensis is the source of this 2082-nucleotide messenger RNA. RefSeq lists its product as uncharacterized. The record is from RefSeq and is a predicted model, not a curated record. NCBI's taxonomy places the organism in Eukaryota, Metazoa, Mollusca, Polyplacophora, Chitonida, Chitonidae. The transcript is spliced from 2 exons. The coding region runs from base 452 to 2065 and encodes 537 amino acids.
UUGUCCAAGGUUGUGUAGUGAUAGCCACGGAUUCCAACACAAACGCAGGUUGUGUUUGGUGUGUCAUGACGACAGCGGUUGUUUCCCGUCCGAACGUCCGUCUGUGACGAGCUUCUGUGAAGGGCAGCCGAGAGAACACAGGACAUGUUAUAUCGGCUCUCAGUGUCAAGGAUCGGGACCUUUCACCGGUGCAUGGACGGGCUGGUUGAAUCUAGGCGGCUGCAGAACCAAUCCGGAGAGGCGUUGCGGAGAAGUCGGCAUUCAGCGUCAAACUCGACAAUGCCAACCAACUGUAAAAACAGACAAAACUACCACAUUUCAAUGUCCUGCCAACGACAGGUUACGCAGUUUCAAGCAAAAAGCUUGCGUUUUAGAAUGUCCAGAUGAUCUGAAUCGAGAAAAAAGGGCCGUUGUUGUUGCAUACGGUGAAUGGACGACGUGGUCCGCUUGGAUGUGUAAUGAAGACUGCCAUAAACCUGGAGUACUAGCCUACCGAUCCAGGCAAUGUUCGGGGCAAUCUCUUGGGUAUACGUGCGUGAAGAGCUCUCAUGGAUUAGGCGAGUACGACGUCCUUCCCUGCGAAACUACGGACGGCUACCUGUGCCGAAAGUCGUGGUCGGAAUGGUCGCCUUGGUCGGAAUGUGAACCUGACUGUGGACAGAGGAAGAAGACUCGAACGCGGUCCUGUAUGGGCCACGGUGGUCCAUGUGAGGGGUCACCCGAGCAAAGCAUACUCUGUUCCUCCGGUCCACCGUGUAGCAAAAUUGACGGUCAAUGGGGCAAGUGGAGUAUGUGGUCACAGGUGUGCAGCACGUCGUGCGGCGGCGGUGUGCAUACACGGUACCGUGAGUGCAAUAACCCGUCCCCGCUGGGUGCUGGAAAGCCAUGUGUAGGAAAGGCAAUGGAAACCAAGCCCUGUGAGAAGACAAGCGUCUGCCCUGUGGAUGGAUCUUGGGGAAAAUGGUCGGCGUGGAGCUGUACUGCCACAUGUGGAACCAGCCCAGGGACAAGAUAUCGCGAAUGCAAUAAUCCUUCACCUAGUUCGACUGGAAAUGAAUGUGCCGGCAAAAAUCAGGAAACAAAGGCAGACGUUUGCAACUAUUUCACCUGUCCACAAAACGGUACUGCACCAACGUUACCAGAAGAGUUAACGAACGAGUUGAAAGAAGAUUUAAAGAAAAUGUACAAUAACUACGACAAAGUUGAACAUCAAAGCGUAGCAUUUGUGUGUGGGACACCCGUGGCAGACAAGAUUAAAGAAUCUUAUCCCCGAACGUCUACAUUCUGGGUGAAAAAUGGUCAGCCGUUCAAACUGGAUCCGUCCCGGAUGUCAUACGACAAUGGGGAUCUUCUUAUCCAAUCUGUAGUAGCUGCUGAUAUUGGUGUGUACCUGUGUCAGUUGGAAUGGCAACCCAAACUACGACAGACGGUAGCUGUGUACGUGCUGGUUGUCAAGUCCAGUUUUAAACUCCAUACACGGCAACACAGAAACCUCCAACUCUACUGCAACGGUGCUUCUCUAGGGCUUCUCUACGCAGGACUUCAGCAGAUUUGGUUUCAUAACGGGGAGAUUUACAAAGAUUACGGAACUACUCCCCCACAGACAAUAAACGUGGAAUAUUUCGAAGACAUCGGUCCUGAUUUCGCCGGACUGUGGGAGUGCACCAUAAACGACCCCAGCAGUAUGCGGCUGUGGGUCACAAAUAGGGUCAACGUCACGGUCGGAGGAGGUGUAUACUUUAUUGAAAGGCUGAUGUCUAAUCAAAUUUACCUCAUCGGAUGUGGAGCAGUAAUUGUAUCGGCUGUCAUUGGCAUUGCCGUGUGCUGUUUGUACCAAGAUAAAAAAGGAGACAAAAAUGCAGAAACUGAAGCGGAGGUUUACGAAGAGUUGAUGAAGGAAAAUCCUUCAAUCCUCAAUGAAGAAAUAGAAGAAGAAAAGUCAAGGCGAGACGAACCGAAACCUUCGUCUGCGGGCGAAAAUUACCUAACAGAAAGUUCUUCGUUUGUCAGUGACGAGGGUCUUCAGCUUAAAGAUGGCGGCACGGUUCAUGCGGACAUACGAUAGCCUUGCUCCAUAUAUGC